AUGACAACAAUAUAUUGUGGUUUGCCGGUUGUUUUUUCCUUGCCAGACAAUUUUGGGGUAUCGGUAUUGGUUCUUUUUAUCUUCUUCUUAUCUUGUGUUUUCGUUUUAGUUUUAAUGUUGUUUGUGAUUACAUUAAAGCCAUCCAAAUAUCGUUAUACAAUUAUACCUAAUUCAACAAUACAAAAUGCAAUAACUUUUAAUUACACAACUCCAAAUUAUCACAACCAAAUAAUAUCAACAACACAUUUCAAUUACAGUGGAGUCUGUAGCAAUGUUUUUAAAUAUCAACCAAACAACAAAAGGGACUUGUGGCUUACAGCUGUUGGUGUCACAAGUGAUAGUUAUUACAAGAAAAUCAUGAAAGACGUUCCUCUUGUGCUUGGUCUUGCUCAUUCAUCGAUUCCACAUGCAGAUAAAGUGAUUAUACUUUUCAAAGGAUACAACUACUCUGAACUUAUUACACUUGCUCAUAAGAACGGAUUCAAAACACUUGAAGUUGACAUGUCUUACAUCAAGAAGUGUCAAGACGCCUCAAAGCGAUUUUUUGCAUUCAAGGAAUACAUCCAAAACAACACUGAGAAAUACGACAGGGUACUUAUUAGUGACUUUCGGGAUGUGUUCAUAUUUGCAGACUUUUUUGCAACAUUUUCAUCAAAUGAUCUAUUUUUCACGCCUGAGUGCACUUAUGGAGGUAAAAGUUGUGUCACACUAAACGAAUGGAGUAACAAAAUAUGGAUGAGAAAGGGAUUUGGUCAGAAGGUGUCUGAUGGGUAUGUUAAGAAUUCAUCGUUAUUAAUUAAUGUUGGGACAACAUUUGGAGGAACUGAACAGGUGUUAAAUUACGUCAAACUAAUGACAGAAACAAUGAAGCCUGAAAGAUAUUCAGAAUGGGGUCAUGACCAAGCAGUCCACAACUACAUCUUUUACACACACUACUUUAAUCAAAGGUACAAUUUUUAUAUCGAAAAUUUGAAAGAAAAAACAAUUGAAAACACACAUAAAAAUUAUAUUCUGGAUAGAUGCUCACAAAGAUUUUGUUUUAAAGAAAUUGGAACAAUUGUGUACGAUUCACAAAAGAAGACACUGUUUACAAAAGAAACUCGUUGUGCCCCCGUGUUAAGACACAAAAUUAGUGCUUAUGGAUUAAAAUUAGAUUGGGAUGGAGUUGCUCAAAACUUAUAA
This is a messenger RNA of Entamoeba invadens IP1, 1182 nucleotides long. RefSeq lists its product as hypothetical. Lineage: Eukaryota; Evosea; Mastigamoebida; Endamoebidae. The record is from RefSeq and is a predicted model, not a curated record. The coding region runs from base 1 to 1182 and encodes 393 amino acids. The transcript has 2 exons.